Lingula anatina is the source of this 589-nucleotide messenger RNA. RefSeq lists its product as uncharacterized. The record is from RefSeq and is a predicted model, not a curated record. NCBI's taxonomy places the organism in Eukaryota, Metazoa, Brachiopoda, Lingulata, Lingulida, Lingulidae.
ACAUAUACCUGACUCACUGUCUGGGUUACCCAUAGUGUUUACUGCACUUUGUGAAAAUGAAGUUAGCACUAAUCGUUUUAGCUGCAUGUGUUGGUGUGCUGUGCAGACAAGGGAAAAGCAAUACCAAACAGUUCCCGGAUCGAGACAUUCAACUGGCAGCUAUGGCAAUUGGAAAGUGGUUAUGCAUGGAUUAUGACGUAGACAAGAACGGCGUCUUAGAUGAAACACAGGAGCUGAUCGACUCCACUGACGGAUACGAAUCAGGAUGGAUUUUUGACUAUGGAAGAUCGCUUCCUCGAGCAACAUCAUGAUCCAAUCACUGGAGUCCUCCUAAUAAAGGACUGUAUCAUGCUUUGUGCAGAUCAUUUUCUGAGAUAUGAAAAGAACCUUCGAAAGGAAAUCAAAGAGCAAGAACAAAAGGGUGUUCUUCAAUUCAGUGAUUUUUUGCUGUGAACAAAAACACAAAGCAGUGAUCAGCAACUACUUCCGAUGACGAUCACUUCCUUUCUUUGUUAAAUCUUGGACAAUAUAAUGAAGCCAUUUUAUCCUCUGCCUUAACCGCUAAAUAAUAAUAAACUUCUUAGCAAGA